This is a messenger RNA of Grosmannia clavigera kw1407, 1386 nucleotides long. Its product is annotated as pyruvate dehydrogenase. Bases 1 to 1386 code for a protein of 461 amino acids. NCBI's taxonomy places the organism in Eukaryota, Fungi, Ascomycota, Sordariomycetes, Ophiostomatales, Ophiostomataceae. The transcript has 3 exons. Gene Ontology annotation, biological process: protein phosphorylation; regulation of glucose metabolic process. Gene Ontology annotation, molecular function: pyruvate dehydrogenase (acetyl-transferring) kinase activity. The record is from RefSeq and is a predicted model, not a curated record. Gene Ontology annotation, cellular component: mitochondrion.
AUGGCCAGUCCGUCAGGGCGGUUGCGCAUCGCCUGCUGUCGUCCUGCUGCUGGCAGUCGCUUCUUCUGGCUUUCGGCUCUGCCUCGAAGGUCUCUGUCGACUUCUCCGGCAGCCUCUUACUCUCCUGACAUUUCGAAAUGGAGGCCCAUCUCUGUUCUUGACGAUUGGGUCGCCAAGGAGGCCCGUCCCAUCAGCCUCCGUCAGCUCAUGGUCUUUGGCCGGUCGUUGACCGAGGCCCGGCUGAUCAGCUCGGGCAACUAUGUCCGUACCGAGCUGCCGAUCCGGCUGGCCCACCGCAUCCGCGACAUCCAACAGCUGCCCUAUGCCGUCGUGUCGAACCCACACAUCAGCGCCGUCUACGAGCUGUACUACGACGCCUUUGACCGCCUGCGCCGCCUCAAGGAGAUCCGCUCCCUCGACGACAACGACGCGCUCUGCACGGCCAUCGGCCACACCCUGCAGGCCCACCUGCCCGUCAUCCCCAAGCUGGCCAUGGGCAUCCUCGAGUCGAGCGGCCUGAUGGGGCCCGGCGACCUCGACAAGUUUAUGAACACCAUCCUGCGAUCGCGCAUCUCCCGCCGCGUCAUCGCCGAGCAGCACCUCGCCCUCACCGAGACCUUUGGCGCCUCCUGGUACUCGCCCGGCGCGCCGCUGCCCGAGAAUCACGACUUUAUCGGCGAGGUCUUCCUCAAGUGCGCCGCCCGCGACGUCAUCGAACGCUGUGCCAACGCCGUCUGCGCGCUCGCCCGCAGCGCCUACGGCCCCCAUGUCACGCUGCCGCGCGUCCAGAUCGCCGGCCACCUCGACACCACCUUCCCCUACAUCCUCAGCCACAUCGAGUACAUUGUGGGCGAGCUGCUGCGCAACGCCGUCCAGGCCGUCGUCGAGAAGCAGCUCCGCCUCGGCACCGGCACCCCGCCCCCCAUCGAGGUCACCAUCUGUGAGGCCCAGCAGCACAUCAUCAUCCGCGUCUCCGACCAGGGUGGCGGCGUGUCCCAGGACAUGCUCCCGUACCUCUGGUCCUUUAGCAAGGGCGAGCACUCGCAGCGCCUGCUGGAGAACCUGCAAAAGGUGCCCCGGAUGAGCGCCACGUUGCAGGAGCUACAGACAGACGAUUCGCACCAGCCGCACAAGCACGGCCAUCGCCACAAACACGUCAAUCCCGACUCGGACCAUGGCAGCUCCCUCUCCACCCUCUCUCAGCGCCCUCCAAACCUGCGUCUCGGCAUGGGGCUGCCCUUGAGUCGCGUCUACGCCGAAUACUGGGCUGGCAGCCUCGAGCUUCACAGUCUCGAGGGAUAUGGCGUCGACGUCUUCCUUCAGAUCUCCAAGUUGGGAAACAAGAAUGAGCAGCUGACACGGCGGGCAAGCAUGGAUGCUGUCUAG